Molecule: messenger RNA, 5487 nt
Organism: Bathycoccus prasinos
Lineage: Eukaryota; Viridiplantae; Chlorophyta; Mamiellophyceae; Mamiellales; Bathycoccaceae
Exons: 1
Coding region: 1-5487 (1828 amino acids)
Biological process (GO): DNA-templated DNA replication; double-strand break repair
Molecular function (GO): DNA-directed DNA polymerase activity; ATP binding; DNA binding
Source: RefSeq, a predicted model, not a curated record
AUGAAGAACGUCACGCGAGACAUUUCUCCGGCGAAAACAAACGAUCAGAUUGAAAGAGACAUCGAAAAGGAGAUGACGACAAUGCACGACGAGGAUGUGAUGUUGUCUUCGCCGCGGUUCUUCUCAGAGGAGGAGGAGGAGAACGAAAAUGACGACGCGCAAUUUUUGAUGCUGAACGUUGGUCCAGUCGGGACGAGGAGAGAUUCGUUGAAAACUUCAAAGCGAAGACGAAGGUCUUUAGAUUUUACCGCCGCCGCGUUGGGAGAGAAUGAACAACAGCAACAAAACGCAGUUGCUCCUCUUCCAAUACAACAACAUUCCAAGAGUUUUUUAGCCUCGCUACCUCCGAUUGAUUCCCCGACGCUACUCAAGAAAGAGCAGAAGAAGAAACAGCUCGCGGAGACGACGACGGCGGAGACUAUUCCGUUGCACUCGUUGCACUUGCCGGAAUCGUUCGUGAAAUAUUUACACAGGAAAGGGAUCAAGAAGUUGUACGAUUGGCAAUCGGACGUGCUAAACACCCCUGGCGUGUUAACGCACGGUCAAAAUAUCGUGUAUUGCGCGCCCACGUCCGGUGGGAAAUCCUUAGUCGCGGAUAUUUUGUUAGCGAGAAGAUUGACGCAAUACAAAGGGUGCAUAUGUUUGUUGGUGUUGCCAUUCGUGUCCUUAUGCGUGGAAAGAGCGAGAGACUUGGAGAUUUUAUUGUCGAGCAUACACCGAUUGCGCGUGUUGCGUCACUUUGGUGGGAGUGGCGGCGGUAUACCGAAAUCUGGAACUGGGCAAACGUACUUGAUUGUGUGCACGCCGGAGAAAGCCAACGCUCUGGUGACGAAGAUGAUUGAACAACACAGAUUGAAAGAUUUGAAGUGCGUGGUGGUCGACGAGUUACACAUGGUUCAAGAACCAGGGCGAGGUGCGACUUUGGAGUGUUUGUUGACGAAGUUAGUGUACGCGACUGAAGAGAAUGGGAGUGGCGCGCCUGGAGAUGCCGCAAAUACAAACACGGUAUUGGGCGACGUGUCGCAAUACUCGUCCUCGGACGGCGGGUACUCCAUCUUCUCGCCACCGUCUAAAGAAGGUGAAAAUACAAUGAAUAACCAAAGGCCGAUACAGAUUGUUGGCAUGUCCGCGACGUUACCGAACGUAAAUGCGCUGGCGGAAUGGCUGGACGCGUCUUGUAGCAUUAGUAACUAUCGACCGGUGACGUUGGAAGUCUUCGUCAAAUCGAGAAAUAAUAUUAUCGACAGUGCGUCGGGCGAAGUCGUUCGUACGUUAGAGCAAGGAAACGAUGUGGUACACGUAGGUAAACUGUGCAUGGAAACGUUACAGGAAAAUGGCCAGGUUCUUGUCUUUUGCGGCACGCGAGAUAAAUGUCGAGUACUCGCAGAUCAGUUGGCGAAAAUGAAAUUUGUUGAUGUUAAUUUAGGUAUCGGGAACUCGGUCGAGGCGAGAGAACAAUUCGCCUACGACGCUUUACCGAGGAACGAUAAAGAUGGUUCGAUUUCCAAUAUCGCCAAGUACAUCAUUUCAGGUAUUGCGUUCCAUCACGCUGGCAUGCAAGUAGAAGAACGUCAAGCGAUUGAAGUUGCAUAUAAACGUGGCUUGGUUCGCAUCGUAUGCGCCACGUCCACGCUCGCGGCGGGCGUGAACAUGCCCGCGCGAAGGGUUAUCGUUCGCGACUUGCUCGUCGGUGGAACGCAAAAACUGGAACCGAGAAAUCUGCAGCAAAUGAUCGGUCGCGCUGGAAGAGCUGGCUUAGACGAUCGAGGCAGCGCUUACGUUUUCGUCGGUCAAGACGUUCCGGAGAAAGUCCUCGAGAAGAAAAUCGAGGAAGUGCGCGACAUGCUCGAAGGGGAUUUGCCCGAGUUGGAAUCUGCGUUGGCACAAGCUGGCAUGCGGCGUGUCAUGUUGGAGGGAUGUGCUUCAGGUUUAGUCCGACACGCGAGAGAAGUCAAACGCUACGCGCAGAAAACGCUAUUAUCCGCGUUGAACGAUUUCGACGAUUACGUGCAAUCCAUCGCCGUCGAGGCGUUGAAGUGGUUGCAAGACGAAGCGUUAUUGAAAUGGUGUCCGAAAACGCACACAUAUUCAGCCUCAAAUUUAGGAAACGCCGCGGCGCAAUCUGGGAUGGUUAAAGUCGAAUCGAUUCGACGCGUCGAACAAGAUUUGUUGUUAGCCAGGAAGGCUUUAGUCUUAGCCACGCCUCUGCACUUGUUGUUUCUGAUUACUCCGACAUUGGAUUGGCGCGAAGAGGAAAUCGUGCAAAAGAACGGCAAAGUCAUCAAGAAGAUGGUCCCGCCUAACCCGUUACCUCCAUUAAAUCAAAAGUUCUUCAUGGAUUUGUACUCAAACUUAGAUCCAUUGCAAAAGUCUGUUCUGGAAAUGGUCGGUAUUGAUCGCGCGUACGUCGAAAGUCGUUUACAACAAGGUAAAAUGGACAACCCGCGAGACGAGAAUCAUGCGAGGCAACGACUGCUGUGCAUUCGAUUCAUCAACGCGUUAAUUUUACUCGACUUAGUCGAAGAAGUCAAAGUCGAUCACAUAUGUAAAAAGUAUUCCAUCACCGGUCAUACGUUGAAAAAGUUACAGGAAGAAUCGGUUCGUUUAGGAUUCACCGUCUCGUCCGUGUGCGUGUACAUGCGAUGGCAGGAUUUAGGCGAUUUGGUAAAUCGCGCUGCGGAACGGCUCAUGGUUGGUGGCAGAGAAGAUAUUUUACCACUCACUUGCGUCGGAGACUGCAUAGAUGUGACUCGAGCGCGAGCGUUACUAGAUGCGGGAAUGAAAUCGCCAAAAGAUGUCGUCGGAUUUGGCGUCAAAAGAGUGCAAAAAGCCAUCAAACGUUUGAACACGGUGAAAAACUCGGCACACACGGCGAACCAGAUUUUUAGAGCGUGCGAGAAAUUUAUCGCCGAGGAAGCGAAAGCGGCGAGAGAAGAAGCGGAACAGAGAAUGCGUGAGUUGAUGGAAGAGGAAGAGUUGUUUUGUUUGGAGGAGGAGAAUAACACGACCAAUAACACUACGACCACCACGACCACGAUGCUUCUCAAGGAAGAAGAAGAAGAAGAGCAAGCGGAAGCGGAAGACAUGUGGGCGGGAGGUUGCAGAGGAGGCGUUAAAAAACGAAAAGACCACGUUUUGGUCGAAGGUAAAAAUGAGAACGCGAGGAAUGCUUCUUCUUUCAAGCGCGCGAAAAGAUAUCCAACGCCGUUCACGGAGGAAGACGACGACGAUUUCGAUCUCGACGACAAAACCCCGAGCAUUGUCUUCUGCAGAGAUGCGGAACAAGUCGCCGCGUUGACAAAGAAAUGGCGCGAGUCCGAAAAAUACGCCAUUCUCUUCGAACCAAACCCAUUGGAACCGUUUUCGUUGCCACCGAUUGGUAUCUUCUUAGCAUUUAGCGACGAGUGCGUGUAUUUCAUGCGCUUACGCGCAAAGUCAAGAGAUGAGGCCGGCAACGAAGCGACGGAAAUCGUAAACGAAACGAAAGACAAACCGGCGUGCGACGUUGCCACGGCGAUUGAGAUUUUGCGAGACGCUCGGUCGAAGAAAAUGACGAUUGAUUUGAAACCGCAACUGAGAAGUUUACUCGGUGCAGAAACGUUCGAAGACCGCGAAUCGAGAUUGAAGAAUUCCGCUCGUUCAGUAGCCCAACAACCACACGAGUAUUUCUUUGCGUUUUGUGGCGAGCGUGUUUUGGAUCUUCGCAUCAUGGCGUGGUUGUUGCGACCGGACGUGCAGACGACACCGUGCGUCUCUUCUGCAAACGCAUGGGGGUCAUCGCGAAUGUUGCGGUCGUCUAGUGAAAGUAACAAUAACAAUAAGGUAGUCUUGAAUAUGUCAUCUGCUGCGAUGACCUACGAAACAUCCUUGUGCGACGCCAUCUUGAGAACGUUCAUCGGCGACCUCUCACCCGCGCUGAACGUCUCGAAAAUCGAACGCCAAUCGACGUACGAUCCCCGAGCAAAAAUAAAUAGGCACCGAAAUAAACUCUCUGUGUUUCGGCUAGAGCUAGCUAAAGCUGUGGCGACCAUUUGGCACGUCUCGGAGACGUUUGAGCACAUGUGCAAGAAAAGCGACGUGUACCAGGCUUUGCGAACGUUGGAAAUGCCCUUCGCGCGAGCGUUGGCCGAUAUUGAAAAUGUCGGCGUACCGAUUAAUGCUGCAGCACUCCAACCACACAUCGCAAAAGCUAAAGCGAGACGAGAUGAGAUCGAAACCAUUUGCAUGCAAUGGUAUUCGCCCGAAAUGCCCUCAGUGAAUUUGAACUCGUCCACGGACGUGAGUAUUUUACUGUUUGAAACGUUAGGUUUGACGCCGCCGGACGAUGCAAUAAUUCCAGAUUUUAACACCAAACGUUAUAACGAUAACGGUAAAAAUGACAAAAUUAAACGCAGGCAGAAGUUCAAAGUUGAUGCGGAGUGUUUGAAGCAGUUGGCGCACCCAGUCGCGGCGUUGAUAUCCGAGCAUAGGAGUUUGGGUAAGUACGUAGCUACCGCCGAGGAGCUUUCAUUGGUCGCAUCUCGUCCCAUACAAGAAGAAGACGAAGUCGAUGAGGAUGGCGUCGAUAUUUCUCGAACGAAAGCAACGACGAAAGACCGCAUAUACGCGUUCGCGAACCAAACCGAUACGGAAACUGGACGAACGACGUCCGUUAAUCCAAACUUGUAUUCCAUUCCUCACGGCGCCGUUUCUGAUGAGAAAGUGCCCACAUCUCUGCGCUCGCUCUUUGAAGCUCCACAAGGGCGGAUUUUAGUCGCGUGUGAUUAUGCUCAAUUGGAAUUGAGGUUAGUCGCGCACUGUUCCGAAGACGCGACGUUGAUUUCCGCGCUGAGUUCUAACCCGUUCGAAGAGGAAAAUGCGGAUCCGUUUACGCGAAUCGCCUCGAAAUGGAUGCGCGUGGAUUACAACGCGGUGACUGACGAACAGAGGAAACAAACGAAAAAUCUCGUAUAUGGUGUCAUUUACGGUUCCGGCGUGAAAUUGUUUGCAAAGAGCUUGAACAUCGCUGAGAACGAAGCGACGAAAAUGCUCGAUGAUCUCAAAGGUACCACUUUAUUGGGCGUCGAAAAAUGGAAAUCGCAAAUCCUUGCCUUAGAAAAGACGAAAGAUUCGCCGCGCGCGAGAACGUUAUCGGGACGUUUCAGAGAUUUACCAGAACUGAAAUCCGAGAAUUUCUCGCACGCUGCUACCGCGGAAAGAGUCUUCAUCAACACCUUGAUGCAAGGCAGCGCGGUUGACAUCCUUAAAAUGGCCACCAUGUCCGCGCUCGAAAACUUACGCAAGAAGUCCUUGUUGAAAAAAACCGAUUUAAUCUUAACCAUACACGACGAGUUGUUGUUCGAAUGCGACGAAAAUCUCGCUAAAAUGGUUGGUCGGGAGACAAGGAAAGCCAUGGAAGAUGUCGGGAAACACUUCAAUUUGAAAGUGCCUUUAUUUGCGGAUUUACGAAUCGGUAAGACGUGGGCGGAUUUGAGCAAACGAAAAUAA